AUGGCCUCUCAUGUUAUACCUGAUAUCGCAUCGAAGGGGUUUAACGAUGCGCAGUCUUACGACACGCAUCGGCCCUCUUACCCUCCUGCUGCCGUCACCAGUCUCUUGGAACGCCUUGGUCUCGAAGGCCAGUCUGGUUGCCGUAUUCUAGACCUGGCGGCCGGCACAGGAAAGUUCACAGAGCUUCUAGCUGCUAGACCAGAGGAGUACGAGAUCAUUGCUGUAGAGCCGUUGGAUUCGAUGAGAAACAAUCUCGCAGCCAAGCAGCUCCCCAAAGUGGACGUUCGACCAGGGUCAGCCGCUGAUAUGAAGCAUGUGGGAGAUGGAUGGGCGGAUGCUUGUACAAUUGCACAGGCAUUUCACUGGUUCGCCAAGGAAGAGUCCCUUGAAGAGAUCCAUCGGGUUCUGAAGCCCGGUGCCAAGCUCGGAAUGAUUUGGAACGUCGAAGACUACAACCGCCCCGAAACUUGGCCUGCAUCGACAGACUGGGAGCAGGAGCUUAGUGAGCUGAACUUCAACGAAAAGGCAGACACUGAGUCUCGUUUCCGCCACUUACUGUGGAAACAGGUUUUCGAACGCCAAGCCAAGGCUGAGAAGCCAUUCUUCUCCACACCCAUCGAGACUGACAAGGUCGCAUGGUCGGUUUGGUUAACUCCAGAAGCAUUGUGGGCUAGAUUCAACACCCUUAGCUGGAAUGCCAUCCGGCAAGGAGAGGAGCGUCGUCUGUUUAGAGAGAAAUUCAACAAGAUUGUCAACGAAGGUGACGGAAAGCUUAACGAAAAGGGUGAGAUCGAGGUUCAUGGAUGCACUUUCUUCGUUUGGGUUUCACGUUUGGAGGGUCCUGAUAGUCCUUGA
Messenger RNA from Fusarium sp. VM40, 855 nucleotides. The record is from the annotation of a GenBank genome assembly. NCBI's taxonomy places the organism in Eukaryota, Fungi, Ascomycota, Sordariomycetes, Hypocreales, Nectriaceae.